AUGCCUCCAAAGGCCACCACAUUAACUCCACGGCAGAAACGCAAUAACAAGACCGAGUUGGCAAACAAGCUCGCCGAAGCAGCGCUUAACGGGGAUAGUGACAGCUCGGAAGGGGAAUCAGAUGAAGAGAUCGAGCAGUGGGAGCGAAUUUACGAGACGAACAAUGCAUACAACUCGGAUAAUGAAGCAGGUUCUUCUAGGAAACGGCGGGGAAAGCAAGCAAAACCCACCACGAAGGAGCCGAAUAUAAUCGGUGCGAGGAGAAGAGAUGAUGGACUCGAAUGCAGAGUGGGAGAUUGUGUUUUGUUGAAGGCUGCAGAUGGUUCUGUUCCCUGGGUAGGGAUGAUUAUGCAAUUUACAGGAGCGGAUGAAGAUGGGGAUGAUUGUGCAAACUUUCUAUGGUUUUGUAAUGAGAAGGAGAUUCAACACAAGGCCAAGAAGAGGGGGGAUUUCCUUCCCGUAAUAUACCCGCGGAAAACUUUGAAGUGGCAUGCUAACAAGUAUAGAAUGAGAGGCUGGGAUGAGAGUCCGCUGGAAUCGAUUAUUGAAAAGGCAACAAUUCUGACAGAAUCGGAAUUUGCUGCCAGAUUUCCUAAAGGGACAAUUCCGCGUAAGUCGGUUUACUUCGGAAAAGUAUUUGUAUGCCGUCGAGGCUGCAACCUAAAGUCAACGACCUACAGCGAAGAGUUUUCGUGGAAGGAUAUAGCCCAUGAUACUGAAGACGAUGUUAUUCGGUUGAUUGAAAAAUUGAAAUCUGAGACGAAAGCUACCAAGAAACCGCGGUUAGAUAAACGCAAAAGAGGAGACGACGAGUUUGAUCUCAAAGAUGAGGCUGGUGACGAGCCUGGAACUCCUAAGAAAAAGCACAAAACAUUUACUGUAUCAACACCUCGAAAGCCUCGUACUCCUUCAAAACUUCUAACGCCUAGUCAUAAAAGGGUCAUCGUUAAGAAGCCUCUCGAAUUUACACCUCUUGGAACCCGGGUCCUGGAUGCUGAUCACGUCUACUCCUCGCCAUUUCAGACUGCACGCUCAAGACUUCAUGUCUCUUCAGUUCCUACCAGUCUUCCUUGUAGAGAAGAUGAAUUCGCUUCUGUAUAUUCCCAUCUGGAGGCAGCGAUAUACGAAGGCACAGGCGCAUGCAUUUAUAUUUCAGGAACCCCUGGUACAGGGAAGACAGCCACUGUCCGUGAAGUCGUUGCCCAACUGAAUGCAGCGUCUGAAGCGGAAGAGCUUGACUACUUCACAUUUGUAGAGAUCAACGGCAUGAAAGUCACUGAUCCCCAUCAAUCGUAUUCGCUGCUUUGGGAAGCAUUGAAGGGGGAUCGUGUGAGUCCUUCACAUGCUCUAGAUCUUCUAGAGAGAGAGUUCAACCACCCAAGUCCCAGACGAACACCAUGUGUUGUAUUAAUGGACGAAUUAGACCAAUUGGUCACCAAGAACCAGAGUGUCAUGUACAAUUUCUUCAACUGGCCAGGCCUUAGACACAGUAAACUGAUCGUGCUCGCUGUGGCAAAUACAAUGGAUCUGCCCGAACGAACUUUAAGCAACAAGAUCAGUAGUCGACUCGGUCUAACCCGGAUAACCUUCGCCGGCUACACGCAUGAACAGCUAAUGAAAAUAAUACAAUCCCGCCUCGAAGGCGUUCCCGGCGACAUCGUAACCUCCGAUGCCAUCCAAUUUGCCUCCCGAAAGGUAGCAGCCGUAUCCGGCGACGCCCGACGUGCCCUCGAUAUCUGCCGGCGCGCCGUCGAGCUCGCGGAAUCGGAAACAUUAUCCAUUCCCGCUCCUAACACGCCUUCAAAGAGUGGCAAAGGUGUAGAAAAGAUGUCGAAAUCUCUAGGCAUUGUAACAAUAGCGACAGUGAAGAAAGCAAUCAAUGAGGCGACGACUAGUCCGUUGCAGCAGUAUCUGAGAGGCUUGCCGCUCUCGGCGAAGAUAUUACUUGCAGCGCUGAUGGCGAAGACGAGACGGACAGGCAUUGCGGAGAGUGUGUUGGGAGAUGUUUUGGAUGAGGCGAGGAGGAUGGCCAAGAUGGAUACUAGUGGUCAGACGUUGGAGUAUCUCAUGAAACCUGACUCGAUUGUCUCUACAAAGGGGAUGGUUGUCAAACAGCCUAUGAAGGCGCCGCGUGUCCUAGCCAUGGGAAUGUGUGCUGUAGAUUUAAUGGAGGCCGGGAUUAUUGGAUUAGAAGCUAGAAAGGCUGAUCGUACGGGGAAAAUACGUUUGAGUAUUGGAGAUGAGGACUUGAAGCUUGCGUUCAAGGAUGAUCCCGAGAUCAAGAGUUUGGGAUUUACGGCGUAG
Messenger RNA from Lachnellula hyalina, 2304 nucleotides. RefSeq names its product Origin recognition complex subunit (gene orc1). Gene Ontology annotation, biological process: DNA replication initiation; mitotic DNA replication checkpoint signaling. Gene Ontology annotation, molecular function: chromatin binding; ATP hydrolysis activity; DNA replication origin binding. Gene Ontology annotation, cellular component: nuclear origin of replication recognition complex. The coding region runs from base 1 to 2304 and encodes 767 amino acids. The record is from RefSeq and is a predicted model, not a curated record. Lineage: Eukaryota; Fungi; Ascomycota; Leotiomycetes; Helotiales; Lachnaceae. The transcript is spliced from 5 exons.